This is a messenger RNA of Falco peregrinus (peregrine falcon), 5891 nucleotides long. It is a transcript of the gene TMPPE, whose product is annotated as transmembrane protein with metallophosphoesterase domain. The transcript has 2 exons. The coding region runs from base 1404 to 2720 and encodes 438 amino acids. The record is from RefSeq and is a predicted model, not a curated record. NCBI's taxonomy places the organism in Eukaryota, Metazoa, Chordata, Aves, Falconiformes, Falconidae. Gene Ontology annotation, molecular function: hydrolase activity.
CGAAUCGAGCUGCAGUUACCUUAUGCCGUCACUCCAUUAGUAGAUCCCACGGGAAAGCUUGUUCUUCCUGUGGUGUGCGAGAGGAGGGAGAGGAGUUUUUCCUGUUCUGCCCAGGUUCGGCAGCGACUCUCUUGCUGCUUGUCCAGUGUGACGCCGCACCGCUGCCGAGCCAGCGGCCUGGGCAAAUCCUUCACAGUCUUCACAGUUGUUGUGGAGCCGCGCCUUGUCGCCAGCGGCUUGGGUUUGAAGCAGUGUUAGUGUUAUCUCGAUUGCUGUUGCAGCUGAAUAGUGCAGAGGUGGUUAAAGCUGUGCAAAAAGCAGUGCAGCCUCAUGGGAGACCUUUAUCAAAGGGAAGGCUGGGUCGCCACCGUAGGUAUGGUCUCUGGGCGGUGGCGGCUUAAGGGCUGCACCUUACUAAAUUCUGAAGGUGGUGGGUGAGAGGAGCAGAGAGUCUAUACUCACCAAAGCUGGCAGUAUUAGAAGAGGGACACUUGGUGGAUUUAGUAGUUUAAAACACAUGAAAUACUUUAUGUAGCAAAUUUCAGGAAGUUGCUGCUAUGAGGGAUUGUAGAAGUAGACGGUAUUUAACAGAUUUUUAAAAAGUAUUAGCCUAAUUAGAAUAUGUUAGGUUUAUAAACGACAUCCGAAAAUGACUGGGCAAGGAUUUGCCUUCUGGCAUCCCUAAUGUAGCAGCUUUAUCAGCUGGAGGACUGCGUGGGGAGGAGACCACAGACAGUGGCCAGGGUUGUGUCGUUUCUUUAAACAGCAUGUUUUUAUUGCUGUUGUCCAGACAAAAUAUGGCCUGGUGUCUAGAGGAACUGUGGACUUGAACCAGUAGGGCAUUUCUUAUCCUCUUAUCUUCCUGGCUUUAUUUUCUGUAGAGACGUGUGUGAAAUAGCACUGUUUUUCAAGAACAGUUUUGUAACAGCUGAGAGGGCUUGAGGAACAGAGGCUGGCAGGCAUGAUUUCUCUGUGAACUCACAGUUCCCUGACCAAGCAGUGGGUGGGAAGGAAUCUUUUAAAAACUUGGUCUAGUCCUCAAAAUAUAAUGGGGUCCUAUCAUCACAGAAGUGCUAAUAUUCUUUUAAAUUAGCUUGGGAAAAUAAAUGCUGCAGAUAAAGCAGCCUGGGAAACUUGGGUUUGUAGGCUUCUUGGCUCAGGCUCACUGCAGAGCCCUGUAAGGUUGCUUUUGUGCCCUAGUUCUGAGGUAUUUUUGGCUGUAAUGGUUGCUUACUUUUUCUCUAGCUAAGUGUGGACUGAGAGACAAGAACUGUUUUGAAAGUAAGCAUAUGCUGCUGCGUGGCUUUAAAUAAGGCUUUGUUGACCCAAGGCAUCCCUUCAUAACCACAUUAUUGCCUACUGGAGGCUUCUGCAGAACAGAAGGAAACUGUCAGGAAGCAAAGAUGAUCUCCUUCAAGCAACUGCCCCUUGAAGCAAAGGCUGCAGUGGCUGCAGGAGUGGUUUUCUUCUCCAUGAUGCUAUCACGCAGUUAUCUGGCGGAAAAACUUGAUCUUGGGACACGGCGUUGGCUUCUAAGGCUGCAGAUGGCACUUUUUGCUAAUGCACUCAUGUUAAUAGGAUCUCUUCAUGUUUGGAGAAGCACAGUCACCACGUUCUCCAGGUCUUCAGCUUCCAGCUCCUUCUGUUUCAUGCCAUGGAAAAUAGCUGUGUUCAUGUUUCUAGCUUUGGCUCAUUCAAGCUUCUUUACAUUGCUAUUUCUUGUUGCGGAAGAGCCCUAUUUCUUUUCUUUAGCUGCCUACACUUGCCUGGGGGCUUAUAUCAUUCUUAUCUUCUUCCUCUUCACUCUAGGCUCUGUAGAGCAGGCUUACAGGUUCUUGGCUGGGAGAGGCGCUAAGGCAGGCACUAGCAACAAGAACAGAACAGCAAUGAAACCAGUUUUGGCAGUCAUGCUGACUGUUGUGCUGACUGUUGUCGGGCUGUUAAACGCUUCCCAGCCUCCUACUGUGAAUUCAGUGGAGGUUCCAGUUCACAAGCUGCCCUCAACAAUGAAUAAUCUGAAAGUGGUGUUGCUUUCAGAUAUCCAUCUCGGGCCUACAGUUGGGAAGACCAAGCUUGCCAUGAUUGUGAGAAUGGUUAAGGCUUUAAAACCAGAUAUCACUGUGAUUGUCGGGGACCUGACUGACGCUGAGGCAGAGAUCAUACGACCUGCUGUUGAGCCUCUUGGAGAGCUUAACUCCCCUCUUGGGACUUACUUUGUCACAGGAAACCAUGAAUACUACACAUCAGAUGUUAGCAACUGGUUUGAGCUGUUAAAAUCAUUUAACAUUCAUCCACUCCAUAAUGAGAAUGUGAAGAUUGUUUCACCAAAGAGCACUGAUGACUGGUUCUGCUUGGCUGGUGUUGAUGAUAUUGAAGCAGAUGUGUUAUGCUACUCAGGACAUGGCAUGGAUUUAAAAAAAGCUCUCACAGGCUGUAGCAGUGAGCAUGCAAUAGUGCUGUUAGCUCAUCAGCCAAUUGCAGCAAAGUGGGCCCUUCAAGAGAGACCAGACAUAAAUUUAAUUCUCUCUGGUCAUACUCAUGGAGGGCAGAUCUUCCCACUAAAUGCUGGAGCUUAUCUUCUGAAUCCAUUCUUUGUUGGUUUGUACAAAGUUGGGCAGAACACCUUUGUCUAUGUGAGCCCGGGGACGAUGUACUUUGGAAUACCCAUGAGGCUGGGCAGCAGAGCUGAAAUAACAGAGAUAAUUCUGCGUUCUCCUUGAGGAGUUAUCAGUUUGAAAGACUUCUGCCAUCCUUUUUGGUCAGUAUAUUAGCUGUACUGCUUUGAAAGCAAAUCCAUUUUCAGGGAAGUUGGAGAAGAUGUGUUGGGGUGGACUUCAGCAGGUUCUGUUAAGUUUGAGCAGAAAACACUAACUGAUUUUGGGCCUAUGAAACAAAUCAGGGGCAUGUUAAAAUGCUGAAGAAAUGAAUUCUUUGGGUUCAUUAUUAAUGAGGUUCUGCAUUUAAAGAUAACACUGAUGUCAUGGAGAUAAUGUGGCCUGUGCAUGUUUAGUAAUUAUAUCUGUGUCCUGCAUUUACUCCAUGUUCCACUGUUUAUUAUCCAUCAGGCAGCUGCCUUAUCAAAUCUCAGGCAGGUCAAGUUCUGAUCUCUUGCAGUGCAAUCACUCAUGCGUGUCUUGCAAAAGGGACUACAGAGUGCCCACUGAGUAUAUGUAAACUGUAGAAGCCUUAUGCUACAAGGGUUAUGGGAAGGAGAAAGUUUUGUUUAUUGAGACUGGAUAUCUAUCCUGCUAGCUGUCCGCAGCAUGCGCUAGGGCUUCCAGUCUGUGCUGCUUACCAGUACAGUAAGUUGCCAGGCAUCAGUUCCUGAAAUUCAGUUUUUUGGGUUAAAAAGCUGGAGAGACAGAUAUCAAAGAGUGAAAGUAUCUGUCUUUCUGAAAGCAUUUUCCCUAGAAUAACUGGGCAUCUAGUAAUUAUUGAAAAUAGCUGUAAUCAAAGCAAAUGAGAAAGAAGAUGCAUCAUUAACAUAACUUCUGUUGUUCUGAGCAUGAUGUCUGAGCAUACAAUACCUCCUGAUGUAAAGCACAAAAUCCAGAGCUGAAAUAGUGUAUUUUCUCUUAAUUCUGUAAAUUUUUUUAUGCUUAAUUUCUCUUCUGUAAUUUCUCUCAUGUAAGAGUAAGGCGAUACUAUUUGAAAAUGAUGCAAAUAGGUUAAUGCUUGGAAUUGUGUAAAGUGUUAAUAUUUCAAAUAAAUGGUGUGCUUUUUAGGAAGAAAACACCCCAAUUCUGCAGCAGGUGACUCUUCUUAAUAGCAUUUGCAUAUCAAUGUCCUGGUUGUCUGAUAGGCACAUAGCAGAAUAACUGCUACAGGAUAAUGAAGGAUGGAGAAUUUCUCUGUCUUUGCUAGAAAGACUUAGCACAAAUUAAUAUCAUUCUGGAAAAUUUGACAAGUUAGAAGAUAUUAAUAACAUUCUUGCUUCCGUAUCUUUGUGUUCAUAUAAGAAAGUCAGGAUGUAAAUUAAUAUGUGUAUAUUGUCCAGGCUGAUGAAAGGUUACCUCUGUAUGUCUUCCUCUCUUCCCCCCCUUCCACUCAGUGUUGCUGUAUGAAACGCCAUGAACAAUACAUUUGUCAGGGAAUUCUGACUCUGAAGUCUGCAGCUGUAGCCACAGGGUUUCCGUUGCUCAGCCUUUCUGCUCACCAGUACCGGGUUCCUCUCAGGCAAACCCACAUAGCGUGGGGCCAAAGAGAUCAGUGCUUACAUGGGAGACCAAGGGUGCCAGGGCCAGAACUGUGGUGUUCAGUCUUUUCCUGCCUUCCUGUGUGACGCUGAACAAGACACACUUAUAUUUUAGUCUGCAACUCCUGUUGUAGUUUUGUAGGAGGUGUGUGGAGGUGUAUUUGAAGAGUACCAUAGGCUUUGUAAAGUUGAGUUUUUCUCCAAGUGAAAUUUUGAAGUUUCGUUUCAUCCAGUCCCUUCAGCCCCUGCCCAGGGCAGAGCUUUGAACUGCUAAGUUGGCUUUGUGUCAUGUUCCUCUGUACAAACAUCUUGUGGUUUUGCUCGCAGGAAUGCUGAGAAAUGCUGUAAAUGUGUCGUGCACUGGAAGGUUGGUGGAAGAGCCGGAGAAGUCUUUCAGACCAGUCAGACUAGAUAAUUUCUGUUUCCCAGCACCUAUAAUUGGGUAUACUUUCUUUUCAUGCUUGUGCAAUAGUAUCUCUUUAAGUAUUUUAAAGUUUCCACAUGUAUUAAACACUGUCCACCACUUGCAUGGGGUCCUUCUGUGGUUCUUGCCCAUCCGUGGUGUAGUGUAGUGUCAAAUUGUCUGCUGUAGAGAUAAUUUUGAUGGCCCGUUGCCCUCUGUUUAUUUACCAACAUGCCUUCAUUUAAAAGCCUUGUUCUGGGUUUAGUAGUGCAGAGGGUUUCCUCUAGGCCAGGGGUCCAGGAGGAUAGCUUUUCCUUUGUUAUGAUGAGGGUUAUUACUGUGUUAAGAAGACAUUGUUAAGUGAAUUUCCGUAUCAGGAGGCUUUUGUGGGACUAAUUUUAGCUGGUGUUAGUUUCCCAGUGAGUUGCUAGUAUUAAUUUUUUCUUUUUUUUUCCCCGUACCCUUUUUAUUUCUCUUUUCAUUCUGCCCAAAUUGUGCAAAACCUGGCUGAAGUGGUCCUUCCAUCCCAGGGGUGCAUAGAUAACUUCUUCAUUACAUUGUAUGUACCCGUUUUGAAAGAUCUUUGUGUAUCCUUUCAGGAGCACAUACACAUCCUUUUAGACAUGGUCAUAUUAUCAUUUCAUAAAUUUGAGUUCUCCCAGUGCAAUUUAGUUCUUGGUAAUUUUUUUCUUUAAGUCUCCCUCUGAAAGCUUGUUUGCUUGGUAAUUAGUUGUGACUUGAAAUAUUUUCCUCCUGUGCCAAAACACUUCAAAGCCUUUUCCUAUUUCACUUUUUUUUGAAUUAUGAAUGGAAAGUAUCCUAGAUUGACUUUCUUUUUGGUAAACAGAGGAAUUAACCUACCUUUUCUAAAAUCUGUCAGACAGCAAUCCCUAAUUGUCCUUCAAGGCUUUUUCUAUACUUCUUCCAGUUUGACUUGAAUUUGCCUGAUAUAGACCUGUGUUUGGUACUCCAGAUGAAAAAAAAAAUUGCUGUGCUACUUAAUUAUCUAAAAUAUUUUUUUGUAAAUCUUUUAUUUUGUGUGUGUAAUGUAUUUGAUCUGGAGAACUUAACUAAAUUAAUUUAUAUUUCUUCCUAUAGAAGGCUGGUUCUUUGCGGAGGGGAAUUAAUCACUGUCAGAAUAAUAUCAAAAUAGAAUAGUAUCAUCACUUUGUGAAAGUUGUAUUUCUUACAUUAUAUAAUCAGUAUAGAGUGGAUUUGAAAGUAUGUAAAUUGUGGUAUAACAAAUGCUUUAAAUGUUGGGAUUUAAUAAAACUUUAUUUGCUUAUCAAGAAA